Molecule: messenger RNA, 973 nt
Organism: Pichia membranifaciens NRRL Y-2026
Lineage: Eukaryota; Fungi; Ascomycota; Pichiomycetes; Pichiales; Pichiaceae
Exons: 2
Coding region: 47-499 (150 amino acids)
Biological process (GO): protein folding; positive regulation of ATP-dependent activity
Cellular component (GO): cytosol
Molecular function (GO): ATPase activator activity; protein-folding chaperone binding
Source: RefSeq, a predicted model, not a curated record
UAAGUCUCUGUAUACCGUACUUUCUACAAGUUCUUUUUAUCCAAAAAUGGCAACUGUACAUAAUCCUAAUAACUGGCACUGGGUUGAAAAAAACUGCGUGCCAUGGGCCAAAGAGUAUUUCGAUGAAAACCUCUACAAGGUGUCUGUCCCAUCCGGCGAGUACAAAAUCUCUGUUAAAUCCAUCAAUUCAGUCUCGGGAGAUUGCGAUGUUACGCAAAGAAAAGGGAAAGUGAAGUGCCUCUUUGAACUGAAAGUUGAAUUUGUUGUGAUCGUAAUCAACAGUGAACAAGAAGAAGAGGAGGUGACUAUUGUUUUGCCAGAGUUUGAACAUGACUACGACGAGAGCGAUUUCAACUUUGAAGUCCGCACUUCUAAGCUACCAUGUAAAACAGCAGUGAGGAAACAAUUUUUACCUUUAGCCGUUAAAGAAGUAUUUUUAAAAUUCCAGCCGGACUUGAUAGCAACCCAUGAAGUUGGAAUGAAACAUAACACAGAUUAGGUUAUUCAGAUGGAUUGCUAAAUAAAGAUUAUACUAGCUUUAUGCAUUCUGCAUUUUAGUGCGUAAUUAUAGAUUUAUAGUACAAACCGAAAGACAUACAAAUUGUUAACAACUAAGUGAUAUAUCUAUCUAACUCAAGAGAAACCUUCAGGAACACCUGCUGCAUGACGCUGGUUCUUCUUACUUAUAUAACAGCCAAUUCCACCUUUGAAACGUGAAUUUAUUCCACCGUGAUCUAACUGGAGCCAUUCAUAGUCACCCUCUACAAUGCUCUUCAAAACACGAAAUGCGUCGACUGUAGCGUAAGGCACGCCAUUGGUUGGAUCGUAAUACAUCGCAGGUAAACCACUCGUAGGACAGAUUUUCUUUUGACCAUUGGGCAAAUGGAUCCCCACCGGGGCAGGUGUAUGAAUUUGAACAACUUCAUUUUCGUCUUCCUCAAGUUGUCCAUUACCAUCGUCAAUAGCCGUAAUC